Messenger RNA from Castor canadensis (American beaver), 2198 nucleotides. It is a transcript of the gene Dcps, whose product is annotated as decapping enzyme, scavenger. Lineage: Eukaryota; Metazoa; Chordata; Mammalia; Rodentia; Castoridae. Gene Ontology annotation, cellular component: P-body; nucleus. Gene Ontology annotation, biological process: deadenylation-dependent decapping of nuclear-transcribed mRNA. The record is from RefSeq and is a predicted model, not a curated record. Gene Ontology annotation, molecular function: RNA 7-methylguanosine cap binding; hydrolase activity.
AAAACGUUUGGCUAAAACUUGGUAUCAAACCUUGACAAAAUUUAGAUCUGUCAAAUAAUAAAAAUCCUACAAAAUCAGAAAUCAAAAAUUGUAUUGGUCAAAGAAAAAAAAAAGGGUAGGAUGGCAGAAAUACAGGCAAAUUGGUCCUGCCCGGUGAGAGUCAUGGAAAGAUACCCCUGGCUUAACUUUCUUUUCAACCAAAAAAUGCCAUCUAUUAAAAAAAAAACAAAAAGAAAACACCAUAAAGAAUUUUAGUAAAAUAGGGGCUGGGGGCGUGGCUUAAGUAUUACAGCGCCUCGUGCCUAACAAGCACAAAGCCUUGAAUUUAAACCCCAGUACCGCCUCUCUCCCCAAACUUAGUAAAGUAACAAAAAUAGAAGAAAUAUGGAAAUGGUGUAAGUAUUCGCUGUAAGAAAACCGAUCAAGAAAUAGGGAGGCUCGCCAGGCGCCCGUGGCUCACCCUGCAAUUCUAGCUACUCAGAAGGCCGAUACCAAGAUGAUCGCAAUUAGCGGCCAGCCGGGACAAACUGUUCGGGAGACACUCUUGAAACCACCUAACACAAAAAAGGGCUGGCGGAAUAGCUCAAGUGGUAGAGCGCCUGCCUAGCUACGGUGAGAUCCUGAGUUCAAACCCCAGUACCGCCGGAAAAAAAAGAAAAGUCUCACAGAUUUGUUUUAUAAACACUCUUUCCACGACCCGCUGACACAGCGCCCAACCGGGUCUUCCCCUCUCGCCCUGGGCCGGUGCGCCCUCUCCACAGCGCACCCACCUCUAGCCCGCCUUUUUAGGGACUCGCUACCCUCCUUUCCCUUCCCUUAGGCUGGCCGGCACCUCAAGCAGGUCAAGAGCUGUAACCCAGACUACAGUGUUGCAGAACCACCACCCUCCGAAGACGCGCGAACACCAGCGGAAGCGCGUUGCAGCACGGGGCACACUGGGAAUGAGAGUUCCAGCCAAGGCCGCGCUGAGCACGCCGGGAGUUGGAGUCGCAGCCUCGCAGUCCGUGAGGAGCAGCUACGAGGGGCGGGGCCAGCGACUCGAGGGCGCAGGCGCACAGCUCCUCGAGGGCAGCAUGGCGGACGUAGCGCCUCAACCCAAGAGAAAGCGCGAACUGGACGCUGAGGAGGCAGAAGCUCCAAGACCAGAAGAAAAGGAAGACGGCACUGGAAAUGGUACUUCUGCCCCGGUGCGCUUACCGUUCUCCGGAUUUAGAGUGCAAAAAGUGCUGAAGGAGUCUGCGCGGGACAAAAUCAUAUUCUUGCACGGGAAGGUGAAUGAGGACUCUGGGGAUGGAGAAGAUGCUGUUGUGAUCCUGGAGAAGACACCAUUUCAGGUAGAACAGGUGGUGCAGCUCCUGACAGGCAACCCUGAGCUCCAGUUGCAGUUCUCCAAUGAUAUCUAUAGCACCUAUCACCUGUUCUCUCCAAGGCAACUGAGUGACAUAAAGACAACCGUGGUGUACCCUGCCACAGAGAGACACCUGCAGAAGUACCUGCGCCAGGACCUCCACCUGAUCCGAGAGACAGGAGAUGACUACAAAAACAUCACCUUACCCCACCUGGAGUCCCAGAGCCUCAGCAUCCAGUGGGUGUAUAACAUUCUCGACAAGAAGGCUGAAGCUGACCGGAUUGUUUUUGAGAACCCGGAUCCCUCUGAUGGCUUUGUCCUCAUCCCAGAUCUCAAGUGGAACCACCAGCAGCUUGAUGACCUGUAUUUGAUUGCCAUCUGCCAUCGCCGGGGCAUCAGAUCACUUCGGGAUCUUACUCCAGAGCACCUGCCACUGCUCAGAAAUAUCCUCCAGGAAGGACAAGAAGCCAUCUUGCAGCGCUACCAGGUGAAAGGAGACCGCCUGCGAGUGUACCUGCACUACCUACCCUCCUACUACCACCUGCACGUGCACUUCACCGCCUUGGGCUUCGAGGCCCCUGGCUCCAGUGUGGAGCGGGCCCACCUGCUGGCGGAGGUGAUUGAAAACUUGGAGUAUGACCCCAAGCACUACCAGCAGCGCACUCUUACUUUCACCCUCAGGGCUGAUGACCCCCUGCUCAGGCUACUGCAUGAGGGCAGGAGACCCUGAGCAUGUGUGGAGGGAAGGGCACAGAUGUGCAGGGUUUGGAAUAGUGUGGGGGGCUAGGUUUUUAAUCUUCAAGGGAAUUUUUUAAAAUGUAUUUUGUACUGGCUUCUUCUUCAUAUGAGA